AUGCCUUACCACGCCUCCGUCAUGUACCCCAACGAUGAUGACAUCACCUUUGAUGAGUCCUACUACCUCCAGACUCACAUGCCUCUAGUGGAGUCAAUCUGGAAGAAGUACGGCCUCGUCAGCUGGAAGAUUAUCAAGUACACCACUGCCCUCGAUGGCUCUCCCUCCAAGUUCCUGAUUGCCGCCAAUUUGGAAUGGAAGAGCGAGGAGGAUAUCAAGUCUGCUCUGCAAGACCCCGAGACCCCCAAGAUCUUCGCCGACAUCCCCAACUUCACCAACAAGCAGCCCAUCACUCUGGGCGGUCCCGCUCUGUCCUAA
This is a messenger RNA of Penicillium cosmopolitanum, 318 nucleotides long. RefSeq lists its product as uncharacterized. Gene Ontology annotation, molecular function: oxidoreductase activity. The coding region runs from base 1 to 318 and encodes 105 amino acids. The transcript has a single exon. NCBI's taxonomy places the organism in Eukaryota, Fungi, Ascomycota, Eurotiomycetes, Eurotiales, Aspergillaceae. The record is from RefSeq and is a predicted model, not a curated record.